CGCACGGCCGUGCUAGCGCGCUGUUCUCCAACAGAGACCACAUUACUUACUACACGCUAGAAGCACCUCCUCAAACCUCGGCUUUACUCGCAUCAAACGCCCGAUUCAACGUGGAUUCCGGGGCAACGUCACAUCGCAUUUGGGGCACGUGAAUGUGAGAACAUUGGGACACUAUGGACAGACCUCUGUUGCAAGAUCAGCAUUGCGACACAAGCAGGAAGGUGCCUAAACAGAUACCGUUAAUCCGGUAUCUGGUCCCAUUUAUCGUAGCGACUUCAAUUGCACGAGGCGUUACAAUUGGUCCGCGGGUGGAAGUGUAUACAAAAGUUGCCUGCGAAAAGCAACAAGAGGACAGCAAUGCUUUGGCGUUCGCAAGCAUGAUAACGCCCUCCCAGGGCCCUAUUUCAACGUCCAUUGCUAGUCACCCAAUGGCAUCUAUCAGUUACUUCCAAGUGACACAGCAAUCUCAUCUGGAGCAAUCUCAGGACUGCAUUUCCGAUGCGGCAGUUCGCGCGAGGGCGGCAACGAUGCAAGCUGUGGCUCUGACAGCUGGUGGAAUUAUGAGCAUUUUAACGUCUGGUCUUUGGGGAAUUUAUGGAGAUGAACACGGACGAACUCGGGUCAUGACUACUUUGAUCAUUGGAUUCUGGAUAGGGGAUUUGAUGUUUGCUUUAGCGUCCAGCACUGGAUCCUCCGUGAGUCCGUUGACGAAGAGUGUCCUAUUGGUGUCGGGGGCAGCGGUCGAAGGCCUAAUGGGCAGCUGGGCGACCUUUUUCGCUGUAAUGAACGCAUAUAUUUCGGAUUGUACAGAGCCAGAAACCAGGGCGACAUUCUUCUCAAGGUUCCAAGGUCUUCACUUCGUUGGUAAUUCGUUGGGCCCAGCUAUCGGCUCUGUGGUCCUACGAGUUUUCAGGAUUCCAGGGCCCGCAAGGGUACCAACGAUUUUCUACCUCGCUUUGGCGACAAAUAUGAUCAAUCUCCUUUACGUACUCCUCAUACUUCCCGAAUCCGUCUCUAGUGAGGACCAAGAUUUCGCAAGGAAGCAGCGGGCGAAGGUGGAACGGCGGCAGGCUGUGACUAGUGAGAUAGCGGACACCUUAUUAAUACCCAAAAGAUUGUUCUGGAAGCUGAAACGUCAGUUGAGGGAGGUGCUUGCCCCUCUGGCAGUCCUUCUGCCAAGACGGAACGAUUAUUUGGACAUGAACGGAUCGGAAAGCUAUCUGAAUUUCGGCUCGAAGCCAUAUGCAUCAAUUUGGAGAUGGGACUUUGAUCUCACUUUUAUUGGGCUCGCUUUUUGGUGCAACUUCCUCAAUAUGGGCGUCUAUCCGAACAAGUAUUUGUAUGUUGAACAUAUCUUUAACUGGAAAACGGAAAAAAUCGGGUACUAUGUCACUGUCUCAUCGGCUUUGCGCUCGUUAUGGCUUGUGGUUUUUUUGCCAACGAUCAUUCAGUUCUUAAAACCAGAGUUACCGGGUCCACCCACUCAACCUGAACCUGUCUCCUCCCGAACAGGGGCAGCAGCCGUUGCCGCUCGUAGACGAACAUACCUCCUCCCAACGAUCUACUUUGAUCUUCGAGUGGCAAAACUAUCUCUUCUAAUGGAUGUGAUGUCAUUCACGCUCACCAGCAUCAUUUCUUCUGAAAUUUCAUUCAUCGUCACGUCUCUACUGAGCUGUUUUGGUGGCGGAAUGGCGCCCGCUACGCAGAGCGUGGCUCUCGCGUUGGUUGAUUAUGGAACAGGUGAAUAUCAACAAAUCUCAGAAGAUCAAGAGGGACAAGAAAUACAGUGGGGCACGGAGGUGGUUGCUCCAGGUCAAUUUUUUGGCGCUAUUGGUGUCCUUCAGGCAUUGGGUCAGACAGUCCUUGGGCCGCUCAUCAUUGGUGAACUAUACGCCCUCACGGCCGGCUUCUUUCCGAGAAUGAUAUUUGUCGCGGGUGCCAUUUUACUUUCUUGUGCCUUCAUCUUCCUUAGCAUGGUGCGCCCGGCCAAAAUUCGGCCGCACGCUCUCGACGUCCCAGUCAAUCGAAGGCAGUGAUGACAUCACGGCUUGACACCAAUCCUCGAAUUCGCACGCGUACAUGCGCGUUACUCGCACAAUGUGUAGAAUCCGACCAGCAGAUAUAUAGUAACCACUCUGUAGGUGGAUAUGUAUCAGGUAACUGGGGUUGCCGAUAUGGGCUACAGAAAGAUGGCAGACUGGCAGUAAUCGAUAAAUCGAUAAAUAGUAGCGAAAUAAUCAUCUGUCUCUCCCAGGGCAGGAAGAUGAUUGUGCAUUAUUCCUUCAGCGAACCAUGAGUUAAGACAAAGUUGGAGUGCCUGACUUCCGCGUACAUCUCAGUCACUUCU
Messenger RNA from Cantharellus anzutake, 2347 nucleotides. RefSeq names its product major facilitator superfamily domain-containing protein. Gene Ontology annotation, cellular component: membrane. Gene Ontology annotation, biological process: transmembrane transport. Gene Ontology annotation, molecular function: transmembrane transporter activity. The transcript is spliced from 11 exons. Lineage: Eukaryota; Fungi; Basidiomycota; Agaricomycetes; Cantharellales; Hydnaceae. The coding region runs from base 174 to 2036 and encodes 620 amino acids. The record is from RefSeq and is a predicted model, not a curated record.